Cotesia congregata is the source of this 1719-nucleotide messenger RNA. The record is from the annotation of a GenBank genome assembly. NCBI's taxonomy places the organism in Eukaryota, Metazoa, Arthropoda, Insecta, Hymenoptera, Braconidae.
AUGACGGCUUCAUCAGAACAAAAUGACGUAGAGCCGCCAGCGAAGAAGCCUCGUAUCGAGGAAAAUAACUUGGUAAUACAAGAACUCUUUGAAUGUCUUCAUCAAACUGGUCCAUUAGUUAUCGGGCCAGUAGCUAAAAGUCAUACUCUUCCCGGAAUAAUCGGCGCCAGUUUACCAAAAGUCUCAUCGGAACAUCAGGAUGCAAUUAAAAGAGCAAAAAAGUAUGCAAUGAAAGAAAGCGUCAAAAUGGUUUUAAUGAAGCAAACUUUGGCCCAUCAGCAGAAUCAAAUGGCAAGUCAACGGAACCAAGUCCAGAGACAGCAAGCUCUGGCUCUUAUGUGUCGAAUUUACGUGGGAAGUAUUAGUUUUGAAUUGAAAGAAGACUCAGUUCGUGAAGCAUUUAUGCCUUUUGGACCUAUUAAGUCAGUCAAUAUGUCCUGGGAUUUAAUGACUCAAAAACACAAAGGAUUUGCUUUUGUAGAGUAUGAUAUACCUGAAGCUGCACAACUGGCGCUUGAGCAAAUGAACGGUGUAAUGAUCGGCGGGCGUAACAUCAAGGUCGUAGGAAGACCAUCCAAUAUGCCGCAAGCUCAAUCAAUCAUUGACAAUAUAAUUGAAGAAAGUAAACACUAUAAUCGGAUUUAUAUUUCAUCUAUUCAUCGAGACAUUGAAGAAAAUGAUAUUAAAUCUGUAUUUGAAGCUUUUGGUCCUAUCAAACAUUGCCAAUUAUUUCGAGGAAAUUCAGCUAAUCGUGAUAGAAAUUAUGCGUAUAUCGAGUAUCAAACGAUGCAAUCAGCAGUUGAAGCGAUAUCUUCAAUGAAUCUCUUUGAUUUGGGAGGAGUUUGCUUGAGGGUAGGAAUAGCCAUUACACCUCCUAAUGUACUGAUGGAACCUUCAAGUGGUUCAAGUACAAUGCCAACAGCUGCAGCAGUCGCAGCUGCUACUGCUACAGCUAAAAUUCAAGCAAUGGAUGCUGUUGCUAGUAACGCUGCUGCGCUUGGAUUAACAAAAAUAGGAGACUCUGAUUCACCUUAUCAGGAUAUUCCUCGUUCGAAUUCAUCUCCGACGGCGGCAUCAAUUGCUCCAGUAAUUCCUCCACCUGGAGUAGUUAUUCCACAAAUGUUAUCAUCACAACCGAUAGGUACUCAAUAUCUCUCUGGACAAUCUGUUAACAUCCCGCCACCUACAGUAGUAGCCCCGACAGCAAUUGGAACGCUAGUUGUACCAGUAACUAAUUCGCCAACCGUUGACGCUACUAAACGAGCUAAAGAGCAAGCUCAACAAAAACAGCAGGAAGAAUUGCAAAAAAAAUUACUUGAAGAGACUGAAGUACAGACGCUGCAGCAACAAGAAAACUUGACCAUUAAAGGUCCAAGUGCUCGACAUUUAGUUAUGCAAAAACUUAUGCGUAGGAUUGAAUCGCGUGUGAUAGUACUCAAAAAUAUGACUUCACCUGAAGAUGUUGAUGAAUUGCUUGAAGAAGAAAUUAAAGAGGAGUGCUCCAAGUACGGAGUUGUUAAUAAGGUUGUUAUUUACAAUGAGAGGCAGUCUGAAGAUGAUGACGCUGAAGUAAUCGUGAAAAUAUUUGUUGAAUUUUCAAACAUAAGUGAGGCUGAACGUGCGAAAAAUUCUUUGAAUGGUCGUUAUUUUGAUAAACGACUUAUCACAUGUGAAUUUUAUGAUCAAGCUUUGUACGAUUAUUCAGACUUUUCCGGUUAA